Messenger RNA from Bipolaris sorokiniana ND90Pr, 1316 nucleotides. RefSeq lists its product as uncharacterized. Lineage: Eukaryota; Fungi; Ascomycota; Dothideomycetes; Pleosporales; Pleosporaceae. Gene Ontology annotation, molecular function: cholestenol delta-isomerase activity. The transcript has 3 exons. Gene Ontology annotation, cellular component: endoplasmic reticulum; membrane. Gene Ontology annotation, biological process: sterol metabolic process. The coding region runs from base 130 to 939 and encodes 269 amino acids. The record is from RefSeq and is a predicted model, not a curated record.
UUCACGAUUGGGCACUGAGUCGUUCUUCCAACUUCAUCUCGCCCAAGCGCAAAACGCUUCACAACACCCUUCGGCCCAUUCCUACCCGAGCCACCAUCGUGACCUUGCCUCUGCCAUUUAUGUGUCACAAUGUCCUUCUUUGGUAGCAAGAAGGCUCCGCCUCCGCCUCCCCCGCCUCCUAUCCCUCGCUCCGGCCCGGAAAUCGAUGCAACAACUGUCGUGUCGCUCCUAGCACUCCUGGCUCUUCUCGGCGGCGCCUAUGCAGCAUCCGUCAAAGUCUUGCCCAAAGCCACGACCACAAAGACGCGUGUUCUGUUCAUCUGGCACCUAUUCGACGCUCUGAUCCACUUUGUCUUUGAAGGCUCCUUCCUCUGGAAUUGUUUCUUUGUCACGUAUUCGCUCCCCACUUCCUUCUCGUCCGCAUCGCGCCAUCAUCCACAAAUCACCUUCUUCACGCCUCCGGAUGUGUAUUGGCUCGGUCGGGAGGAUUUGCUCUACGGCGCAAACUAUGGAACCGGUCCGUUCAGUCGACUGUGGCAGGAGUAUGCGAAGGCGGACAAGCGAUGGGGUGGUACCGAUCUGACCGUGGUUACGCUCGAGAUUCUAACGGUUUUCGUGGCUGGCCCAUUAGCGUGUUGGAUUUGCUAUCUCCUCUCCAAGGAUGAAAAGAAAGGCGUGCUGAAAAAGUAUUUCUGGAUGAUAGUUCUAGCCACAGCAGAGAUAUAUGGAGGCUGGAUGACGUUCGCACCUGAGUGGCUGACAGGAAGUCCCAAUCUCGAUACUAGCAACUGGAUGUACCUUUGGCUCUAUCUUACAUUCUUCAACGGUCUCUGGGUCAUCUUUCCUCUCUGGAUUCUCUAUGAAGCCUAUCAGACUAUCAGCUCCGCCAUGUCGCGUGCUGAAGUGGUCGACCUGGUGAAUUAUCUGAAGAAGGACUAAGUGGUCUUCCACGUAGGCAUCGGUGGUGUUGCCAAGGGAUGGUACACAUGUAGUGGUGCUUCCUCGGGAAGAUUAUCUACCAGAGAAGUCUACAUGAAUGCUUUCUCGGCAAGAUUAUCUUACCAGAGCGCGUACUCCACGACUGUAUGGUCAUGACUCGGCCUCCAAGAAGGAAGGAAAGGUAUGCGUUGGUAUUCUAGAACACUUCAGAGUCUUCGUUGUUCAUCUCCCGCGCGUACCCACAUGUUGCAGCACAGAUAACACGGCCUGGUAGCAAACUAGCUGUCAACUUAUAAAAUGGAUUCUCUACAUUAUUAUUAUCCACAUCAUCCUACAAGACGAAAGACGUGUACAAACUAAAACAAGUCUUGUUAUGC